AUGGCUGCUGAUACUUCACUCGCGGAAAAGCUGGAUACUUUGGUGGCCGAUGUUCUCGCCGACUGGAAUAUCUACACUACCCUUGUCGCCGGAAUUGUCCUCGCCUUUGGGGUUUACUCUGUGGUCUCGUCUAAGGAUCCAGAUGUGCACCCGUUCCUACUUGCUCGCCAAUCUACAGCAGCCCCAAUCCGCCAGCAGGGUGAAUCUGCUACGUACAGGUGCCUGGAGACCCCACAUGGCUUGCCUCUCCGCUUUGGACUGAACGUCAAGGACCCGGGCGCCCCGAAAUGGACCGGCGGUCGAAGAGGAGACCUGCGCGAUAUCUGGAAGACCGCUGUGCGUGGAGCUCUGAAUGAGGAUGGUACUAUGUCGGGAAAGCAAGGCAAGAUCUACACUGUCCUAGGUCGAAAGGCCAUCGAACACUCUUUGGACCAGGUGACCCAAGAAAUCAAUGUCAUCGGUCAUCAUCUCCAAAACUCCGGUGUGAGGACGGUGGCUGUUUGCCUUACAGACUCCAUCGAGCUUUUAGCUACAAUCUUUGCUGGCGCUUUUUAUGGAUACAAGACGGUCAUUGUGCCGCACAACCUUCCAGCAGAGACAUUAUCAGCACAUCUACAAAAGGCAAAAGCGGAUGUUCUUAUUGCUGAAGCCGGAUCUCUUGACCUGUCUCUCAUCGCCAAGGGUAACGAUCAAUUGUCGCUCGUCCUUUGGGUCGCCAAGUAUGGCAAUCGACACAUGGAUUGGAACGCACUUCCCGAGAACGUCAAGGAUACUCUGAAGGUUGCAGUUUGGCAUGAACUGGUCGAGGAGUUCAAGGAACUCGCCAGCUAUGAUGUGCCCGAGUACGACCCAAAGACAGCAACCCCUGCCGUCAACACUGUUUGGCCGUCUUCCUCGCAAUCCGGCCAAUUUAUCGAUUUCCAGCCAGAGAACCUUGUGUCUGCUAUUGGAGCCAUCACCUCCACCCUCCCUCGUACCCAGCGUUUCAACCCAACCGAUAUUGUUCUUUCUAUCGACUCUCUUUCUCGGUCCUACCCGCUCUGCACAACUCUGGCUGCACUGUUUGCCAACUCAUCCAUCGCCCUUAACUCUGUCGCCGGAGAGAAUGUCGAUUUUGCUUUGGCUACGGCUGGCGUGUCUCCCACAGUCAUUGUUGCUUCAUCGCAAACCAUGGCUGAAUACCACGAGAAUAUCAUGCGCCCUCACACUGGUAUCCUUUCCUCUCUUGGACGCUGGCUUCAGGCACGGACCUUGGAUGCAGGAAACAUACCGACGCGCAACUUUUUCAGCCAAUUGGCUCGUGUCAGCCCGACUUCUGAGCUUUCGCUAGAUGAAUUGCGUUUGCUUUGCAUCUCCCACCGCAUUGAUGGCAACCCUGCCGCCCAUCUUACCUCCGAGCAAUUGACCGAGCUUAGAAUAUUCACUGGGGCGCGGGUUGUGUAUGCCCUGACUGGUCCCGGUGUUGCUGGUGCGAUUGCCCAAACAAACGCCUUUGACUAUAGAUGCCUCACCGGUCCUAGCCACUUUGGUGCUCCGCUGAGUAGCACUGAAAUUACUCUGACCAAUGUCCCCGAAGGCUCUCCCGACGGGACCGAGGAGGGACAGCUUACCGUCUCUGGCCCUGCUGUUGUCGGCGGCACCGCCACUCUUCCCGGCCGAGCCCGUAUCAGCAAGGAAAAUACCCUGGAAUUGUCUUCCUGA
Penicillium samsonianum is the source of this 1701-nucleotide messenger RNA. RefSeq lists its product as uncharacterized. The record is from RefSeq and is a predicted model, not a curated record. The transcript is spliced from 4 exons. Lineage: Eukaryota; Fungi; Ascomycota; Eurotiomycetes; Eurotiales; Aspergillaceae. Gene Ontology annotation, molecular function: long-chain fatty acid-CoA ligase activity. The coding region runs from base 1 to 1701 and encodes 566 amino acids. Gene Ontology annotation, cellular component: membrane; endoplasmic reticulum.